GGGAGCAAAGGGGCGGGAUUGUCGCGGAUUAGUGAGGUAGAGUAGGCGCCCGGUGGUGGAGGUUGGUGGACCGUGGUGAAAAUGCUGCUCUUCUGCCCGGGCUGCGGGAACGGGCUGAUCGUGGAGGAGGGACAACGCUGCCACCGCUUCGCUUGCAACACGUGCCCUUACGUGCACAACAUCACCCGGAAGGUAACGAAUCGGAAGUAUCCAAAGCUGAAAGAAGUGGAUGAUGUGCUGGGGGGAGCUGCUGCCUGGGAGAAUGUCGACUCCACAGCAGAGCCUUGCCCCAAGUGUGAACAUCCUCGUGCCUACUUCAUGCAGCUUCAGACCCGGUCUGCUGAUGAGCCUAUGACCACUUUCUACAAGUGCUGCAAUGCACAGUGCGGACAUCGCUGGCGGGACUAGUCCCAGAGCCUGUGUCUGUUGGCUGGCUAGCUAGCUGGAUCGAUGUAUGCCGUGCCCUAUGUUCUCUGGUUGCUGUGUAACUCAGGGCAAGCUCCCUGUUGGGAAUGUAAAUUAUGUAACAUAUGAGUUGUGGGUAUAGUGGAAAUCUUUUGUGUGGCAGCAAGCUAAUUUUCUCUUGGGUCCUGUGGUCCAAGACGAAGAAAACAAUUAGCAGCCUAAUGUACUGGAUGGAAUUGGCCUUGCUAAUAUGGAAUCCAGGGAUACUCUCAUUUAAUGGAGUUGUUUAUUGAUUCUUUGAAAAUGAUACAGUAGAUAAAAUGUAGGAGACACCAAGCUCCAGAGGAAAAGUUGCAAUUUGUGUGAUUUAUUCCUGGGCAGCCAAAAUUCAGAACAUGAAAGCUUAACAUUUUUAUGAAGACUUGAAACUAUAUAAGCCUUGCUACUCUAUUACUGGUUUUCCUCUCUCUAAAACUUCCCCCAGGGGGCAGCUAGGUGGCACAGUGGAUAAAGCACUGGCCCUGGAUUCAGGAGGACCUGAGUUCAAAUCCAGCCUCAGACACUUGACACUAGCUGUGUGACCCUGGGCAAGUCACUUAACCCUCAUUGCCCUGCAAAAACCCCCAAAUAAAUAAAAUGGCAAUAACACCACAUAACACCCCACAGGGCUGUUGGAAGGCUCAGAUGAGACAAUAGGGGAAAAGAUCUUUGCAGACUUUAAAAGUAUUAAAAUGAUUUGUUCAGCCUUCAUUUUAUAAAUGAGGAAAAUGAGACUUAGAGAUAUUCAUUUUUUUGCCCACAGCCGAACAUGUAGUUAGAGGCAGGCUGGGGCUAGUACUCGGAUUGAACUCGACUGACCUUUUUCAUGUUACUAUAUUCUUAGAUAAUUGUCCUAUUAAAGCAUCCUUAUUGCAUUGUAAAGCAAUUGGGGAAAAACAUUAGUUCCCUUAAUAAGGUGAACGUUUCCUCUAUAAUCUUAAUUUCCUUAAGAAACUAUCCAUUGUACAGUUAUCAAUAGUAACUGUAAAAAAAAUUUGAAGCAGAGGCAAAAGCAAUGUGAGAUGGUGAUGAUGAUG
Dromiciops gliroides (monito del monte) is the source of this 1481-nucleotide messenger RNA. It is a transcript of the gene POLR3K, whose product is annotated as RNA polymerase III subunit K. Gene Ontology annotation, molecular function: DNA-directed RNA polymerase activity; zinc ion binding; nucleic acid binding. The record is from RefSeq and is a predicted model, not a curated record. Gene Ontology annotation, biological process: DNA-templated transcription; termination of RNA polymerase III transcription. Gene Ontology annotation, cellular component: RNA polymerase III complex. The transcript has 3 exons. The coding region runs from base 82 to 408 and encodes 108 amino acids. Lineage: Eukaryota; Metazoa; Chordata; Mammalia; Microbiotheria; Microbiotheriidae.